Talaromyces stipitatus ATCC 10500 is the source of this 462-nucleotide messenger RNA. RefSeq lists its product as uncharacterized. NCBI's taxonomy places the organism in Eukaryota, Fungi, Ascomycota, Eurotiomycetes, Eurotiales, Trichocomaceae. The transcript is spliced from 2 exons. Bases 1 to 462 code for a protein of 153 amino acids. The record is from RefSeq and is a predicted model, not a curated record.
AUGGCUACAAUCAAAGCAUCAGAUGAUAGUGGUGGGGCUAUUACAGAAAAACAGGGACAAUUCGCCUUUCUUCCAGAACGAACAUGUGCGAUUUGUUAUCAUGAUCAGAAUCCGACAUCGACCUCGGAAGCUGAUAUUCUUGAAAAGCUCGAAGCUGAAGAGGGCGAAGGCUGGACCUGUCUGCGUUGUGGUGAGAUUGUGAAGCAGUGUAAACCUUGGAACGGCGACGUUCUUGAAGAGGCACCACGAUCAAGUUCGAACGGCAAGGUAGUGGGAUUUGUGGUGGCAGAGGACAAGGAGGAGCGGGAGAAACAUAUCUCUGAAGAUGAGACAACAAUUGAUAAUGAUGAACUGGAGGAGGAUAAAUUGAGCGACAUGGUCGCUAACGACACGUUUGAAAGUUCCAGGACGUGGUCAACGAUUGACAGAGAAACAUUAGGAGACGUACCCGAAUCGGGCUGA